AUGUCUUACGCUACUACAAGUAAUAUCGUUGAUGGUAAUGUUUUCGAUAAUAAAUACAUUAUCAAUGAUGAUGACCAAGCUUUCUCCGAUUCUGAAUAUUUUGUUACCUUCAAGUGUAACAAACAUAAUGAGACAAUAAUUGACCAUGUGAUAGACAAUGAUGAUAUGAACGAAGAUUUAUUCGUAUUAGAAGAACAAGAUGGUACUACAGACUCUGAAUAUGAACCAAGUUUAGAAACGACUCACAAGCGAAAUAAAAAAAAUAGAAAUAAUAUUGGGGCAUGCAGAACUGUUAGAACCAAUUUAUCAAAAUUCCCUAAAGAGUUAAAAAUUAGUAAUGUUAAUUUGUUUAAUUGGAAUACUCUUAAUGGAAUGGUUAUGAAUGAUGUUUUGACUAUAUUAUGGAUCAAUAAUGGUCCUGUAACAAUGCUUACAACUAUUCAUGAGGCUAUAGAUAAUGAUUGGAAAGUUAUUCGCAAUCGACGUCAUCCUCGUACAACUAGUAGUAAUGCGAAUAAAGUGUAUCAAGUUUUUGGUAACUUGUCACAAAAAGAAUUAGCUAUUCUCUGUGUAAUUAAUGACUAUAACAAUUUUAUGGGAGAUGUUGAUCUUGCAGAUCAACUUCGAGGCUAUUAUAAUUGCCAGUUAACAGUGUGCCAUACUUGGUUUCCAUUAUUCUUUUGGUUAUUAGACACUGUCUUAGUUAAUUGUAUCAUUCUUUAUCGUAAAGCUUCAGAUACGGAUACGAAAAUUACAAGCAAAAACUUUAGAAUUGCUCUCAUAUGGAGCUUAAUUCAAGAA
Messenger RNA from Dentiscutata erythropus, 801 nucleotides. NCBI's taxonomy places the organism in Eukaryota, Fungi, Glomeromycota, Glomeromycetes, Diversisporales, Gigasporaceae. The record is from the annotation of a GenBank genome assembly.